Molecule: messenger RNA, 1036 nt
Organism: Salvia splendens (bonfire salvia)
Lineage: Eukaryota; Viridiplantae; Streptophyta; Magnoliopsida; Lamiales; Lamiaceae
Product: protein OPI10 homolog
Exons: 2
Coding region: 137-706 (189 amino acids)
Biological process (GO): protein import into nucleus
Cellular component (GO): nucleus; cytosol
Molecular function (GO): nuclear import signal receptor activity
Source: RefSeq, a predicted model, not a curated record
UCUUCUGGAUUAUUCUAUGCAAGAGAGCCAAAAUCAAAGCCCGAGACCCCGCUUCUUCCUCCUCAAAUUCCCGCUUCAGUUUUCCCCCAAAACCAAAAUCAAAUUGCCCUAGAAUUGAAUCGCAGAUCAAGCGAAGAUGUUCGGCGUCGUCUUCCCCAACCGCAGUUUCCCCCUCGACAUCUCCACCUUCUCACAAAUCGACACCACCCACUGGCUCCUCGAUAUGAACCACUUCGUCGGCGAAUCCUACGAUUCCAUCCGCGAAGUCUGCAUCUUCCUGCUCAACAACUUCACCCUGCCUCCUGACAAGGCCCUCGCCGUCUACAUCCAGUCUCCAGGCAGCCCCUUCCUCUUCUGCGGCGCCGUCACCCCUUCCCGCCCCUCCGCCGUGCUCUCCCUCCCCUGGCCUGACCCCGGCAACGCCGGCGUCCCCCAGCUGACCGCCGACUCCACGCCCCUCUCUGCCAAAAUUGGGGUUUCCGUCGAGGACCUAGCUACGCUUCCGUCGCUAGACGUCGCCGCCGAGAGGAAAAUCGAGCGGCUGGCUCUCAAGGUCGGCGAGAAUCUAUUCAAUUUUAUGCAGUCAUUUUGUGCCGUUGAUGGCUCGAAGCUGAUUGUGCCCACCGACAUCUUGGACCGCUGGUUUAAGAAGUUUCAGGAACGCGCCAAGCGUGAUCCAGAAUAUUUGAAAGGCUUUGCCUUGUAGAGUUUUAGCUGCAGUCGUGCUUGAAGGCAGCCAUGUUGAAGCUUGGCUCGCGAGGGACUGUCAAAGGCCUGGUCGAUCUGUUUGAUCGGUCGAUGAAACCUUGUUAGGUCUUUGCUAAUGAUAGUAUUGAUUCUGCAGUUUAUAGAUAUGGGUUACCGUUGAGGUGAGAAUGGUUUGUCGAAGAGUGGCAUUAGCUGUGCUCGAGGAACCAUCUCACGUCUCAGCAUUCGGACCUCCUCCUCCUCGAUCACCUACCACAAGUCGGUUCCUUUUGUUGUAAUGAACUAGAUUGACAAAUUAUAUAUGAAUGUUUAUGGUUUUUAUACUUAA